Lytechinus pictus (painted urchin) is the source of this 4160-nucleotide messenger RNA. RefSeq names its product UDP-glucuronosyltransferase 2A1-like. The transcript has 2 exons. The coding region runs from base 100 to 1668 and encodes 522 amino acids. NCBI's taxonomy places the organism in Eukaryota, Metazoa, Echinodermata, Echinoidea, Temnopleuroida, Toxopneustidae. The record is from RefSeq and is a predicted model, not a curated record. Gene Ontology annotation, molecular function: UDP-glycosyltransferase activity.
CACUUCUUGAAAACUCAUAUGGCGCCGCCCCUUGUCAACGGUAGACCUAAUUAUGGGCAUCGUUGGCUUCAUCAUUUCUGUUAAAGUAAUUUUAUCACAAUGGAGGUGUCCGUUUUCUAUCAGCUCUUGUUUCUUUCUCUUUGCCGACAGUUUGUAAGUGGACAUAAUUUUUUGAUGAAUGCUAUCUUUGGAGAGGGAAGUCAUUUUCUAUGUUCUGCGUAUGUAGGUGAACGCUUGGUUCAACAAGGGCAUAAUGUAACGUUUCUCAUCAGCAAUGCCUACGCCCAUCGUGCAAAUGACACCAAGUUUUCUCACUUCUUCAAUUUCGAAAUAUUCCAACAUGCUGAUUCGGUGGAAGCAGUUCACGAUCUCUACGACGGACUCAGUAAUCGCGUCUUCAAGUUUCAUAUGAAGUCAACCGGCAUCAUGACCGAGGGUCCGGUAGCAGACUGCGAAGCGUUACUUGCUGAUGUUGAUAUCAUGUCUCGUCUCCGGAGUGCCAACUUCACUGCCGUGAUUUAUGAUAUCACAUGGUUGUGCCCCUUGCUCAUAGCCAAACAUCUCGACAUACCUUACAUCACCCAGUCAGCUCUAUCAUCACCCUGCAGGAUCACUGGUUGGUCGACCACGCCCUUUUCAUUGGCCUCCAUCCCAGUACCACGUACUGGCCUAUCCAACAAGAUGAAUUUCUUGGGUCGCAUGGUAAAUCUCUUUUCUCAUAUCUGGAUGCAAUUCUUCUACGAAUUCUCUUUUCGUCAAUAUGAAAAUAUAAAAAACAAAUACAACAUUGCCCCACACGCAUCUAUUCCUCAGCUGGUAGCUCAGACUGAACUUUUCUUGAUCAAUACCGACUUUUCAGUCGAAUUUCCUUGUGCCUUACCACCCAAUGUGAUUCCCGUUGGGGGCCUCACAACCAGACCUUCAAAUCAACUUCCGAGUGACAUUGAAGACUUUGUGCAGAGCUCUGGAAAUCAUGGCGUCAUUGUCUGCACUACUGGUACAUACCUCACUUCGAUUCCUGCACAUGCUCUUGAACAUCUCUUGAAUGCUUUUGGUCGUCUUCCACAAAAGGUCAUCUUUCAACUGCGUAACAUCCCAUCUGGUAUAAACUUGCCUUCCAAUGUUUAUAGCUUACCAUGGGUACCUCAGAACGAUCUCCUUGGUCACCCGAAGACACGCGCCCUCUUGUUUCACGGAGGAAACAACGGGUUUUACGAAGCCAUCUAUCACGCGGUACCGAUGAUCGUCUUCCCACUCUACAGCGACCAGUACGACACCGGGGCCAAGGUAGAGUCGCAUGGAAUAGGCAUUGUCAUCGAUAAGUUCAACCUUACAGAAGACACCAUAUACAGCGCCCUUAGUGAAAUCAUGACAAGAGUCUCUUACAAGAAUAAUAUCCAGCGCUUGUCUGCCAUGUUCCGUGACAAACCGAUGACCCCAGUAGAUAAGGCAGUAUAUUGGAUUGAUCAUGUUCUUCAACAUGGCGGAAAUCAAUAUCGCAUACCUUAUGAAGAUUUAAAACUUGUUGAGCGCAAUUUGAUAGAUGUUUUAUUUUUCAUCGUAAUAAUCCUUGUUUUUAGUCUGUUUGUCCUUAUGACGUUUGCAAAAUUCCUGUUUACGAUCACUUUUCAUCUAAUAUCCGAUUUCCCUAAAGUUAAAGAUGAGUAAAAUAAUACAGCUACAUUCAGACGAUCAGAAUCAAGAGUUGAUGAUUGCGAUAUCAUGCAUGCAUGAUCCAAAAUAUGAAUAAUAGGUAAUACUUUAAAGUGUAUCGCCUCUGUCCAAUCUGUACAAAAUUCCUUUUCUUUGGGCAUUAAUUUGACGAUGUACCGAGUAUUGGCGCUUCUCCCUUUUUGUCUCGCCCACCAGAGGUGAAUCGUCCGUCCGUCUGUCACAAACAUUAUGACACAUAACUUCGCAACCGUUAGUCACUUUUCAACCAGACUUGGAUGGUAGAUGGACUUAGGGGACUUGCAUGUAUUGCUGCAGUUGAAGAUCACAUGGUAAGGUCAAAGGUCAUUUUCAGGUCAACGUUCAAGUUUAUGUGCAUGACUCUCUUAUGACACACAAUUCCGCAACCGCAAGUCACUUUUCACCCAAACUUGGGUUGUAGAUGUAUUUAGGGGACCUGCAUGUUAUGGUGCAGUCGGAGGUCACAUGGUAAGGUCAAAGGCCAUUUUGAGAUCAAUGUUAAAGUUUACAUGCAUGACUCUCUUAUGACACACAACUCCGCAACCACAAGUCACUUUUCACCCAAACUUGGGUUGUAGGUGUACUUACGAGACCUGCAUAUUAUGGUACAGUCGGAUGUCACAUUGUUAAGGUCAAAGGUUAUUUUGAGGUCAACGUUAAAGUUUAUGUGCAAGACACUCUUAUGACACAUUAAUUGAAUCCAUUAAUGCCACAACGAAGAAGCAAACAAACAAAACCAAGAUAUGAGUCUUGUUUAUUUUUUAAAGAAUGGAAGUGAUUGGAAAUCGAAAAUACGAUUACUGUUGCCUUAAUGUUACUUUUUAUCCCCCACUCGAAAUAAAGUUCAUGUCACCUGAUAAAUUAAUUCAGUGAAAUCAUCGACAUGAUCAACCUCAUAUAAAAAUAAUAAAAUUAUGAACUUAUACUACGGUAUUUUUCUAUUCUUUGGGGUGAUUGCUUGCAAAUUAAAUAUACGUGGGAGAGUAAUUAACUUUACAACUUUCGUUCUAUUCCAUUCUCGAUAGAUAGGCCUACACAUAUCAGAUUGUCCCUUUUCACUUCCUAUACCAUUGAUAAUUCAGCUGUAGAAUGUGUAGAGUAAUCGGCCUAUAUUAUUUUGUUGGUCUUGAGAGGUGAAAUUUAAUCGGACCUGAGCAUGAAUCAGCUAUAUGAAAACUCCACCAGCAAGGUGAAAGAGUCGUUUCAUUUGGUUCUGAAGUGUCCAUUCAGAACACGGUGUCACUUCAAACCAGAUUUUGAAUGUCAAAAGCUAAUCAACACUGUUUACGAACAAGAAGGCCAAGGUCGGGCAUAAGAGCAGGUCACGACCUGUACGGUUGCCCUCGAUUUACUGAUUUUUUUUAAUAUGAGCUCGAAGAGUGAAAGGGUGGAUAUCAAUUGAUUGCCUGUAUGGUAGAACCGGGAUUAAUUACGCCUUUUCAGAGGUUCUCUUGAUGAAUAAUGUAUAUCUACGCUAUCAGCUCGAUUUCCCAUGUGGAUUAGAUCUAAAUGUGAAGGUGACAAACUUCACAGCUCGAGGAUUAAGUUUUACCUUGCAGGUGUAUUCGUAUUUAUCCAUACCUAAAUCUGGUUGCCAAGUUCAACCACGUAACACCAGAUUCCUUACAUUUUACAGAUCUUUUAAAAUUUGUAUCGUUUUAGGAAUGGAAGACAUAAUGCCUACAGAGAGACGGGGGGAAGAAAGCAGUAGAAAAAAAAAAGAUUGUAUAUGAAUGUUAUGGGGGUAAUGAAGUAAAUAAUUUGAUUAUCAUUUCAAAGAUCUCCCUAGGAAAAAAUUAUGAAGGGGAAGAAAUCGACGGUUACGUUGGUUUGCCUAGCUUAGAAUAUAAACUAGGAUCGGCAAUUUGAUGGUUAGGUUGCUAGCGCCCUUCAACCUCUGCUGAUUGUACGUACUCUAGUAACAGGGUGGUGUUUGGUCGGGAUAAAAAUAGGCCCUUAUUCCAUAUCAGAACCUUUAAGGUUAAAUUUACUAUUGGUGGGACACCUUUCUCGGCCAGAUUGUGAUUUUAAAAUUUAAUUUUAGCUAAUUAAUUGGCACACCAUGUUAACAGACCAUUGAAAUAGAGGCUAUCAUGCUGAUAUAUGUAAAAUUGCGUGUUCGGCAUAGAGAUAUAUAAACUAGUAUUAUCUGUGGUGUUCGGUCGAAAUGCGCGAGUCUCUUUCUUUGGAUGGGUAAAAGAUUAAUGUUUAGUCAUUUUGUAGGGUGUGUGUGGGGGGGGGGACGGUGUGCGCGCGCGUUUUGGAGAGAGGAGAAGGAGGAAGAGUGAAGAAAGGAGGAAGAGGAUGAUUAACAUGAUUGAAGAAAGGGAAAUGGGUGAACAGUGCCUAAUUGUAUUUUCAAGUUUUUAUUUUUAUUCAUUUUAAUAAUUUACAAUGUGGGACCUAUAAGGUGGAAAGUUGGUUAUGGUUUAUUCUUAUUGGAUUCAGUGUUACAUUAAAAAAAACCA